AACAAUAAAAAGACUGUGAUCCUCGUUCAAGGCACAGACCAAAUGCCCAGUAUUAUGCUUGGGAAUGACACCCUUGAAGUUGUCGAGAACUUUUGUUACCUUGGAUCCACUACAACUACCAAGCUAUGCAAUAACCGCGAGAUCGACAGUCGAAUAGGAAGAGCUGCCUCCAACUUCGGGAAACUUCAGGCUCGAGUCUGGAAUAACAGCAAGCUGAAACUCUCCACCAAGAUCCUUGUUUACAAGUCAUGCGUCCUAAGCAUCCUCCUGUACGCAUCUGAAACGUGGACAACCUACUCUAGGCAGGAGCGUCGCUUGAAUGCUUUUCACAUGCGCUGCUUACGUACGAUCCUCGGAGUCACUUGGAGGGAUCACAUUACAAAUGAAAGGGUUCUCGACCUUGCCGGCUGCUACAGCAUCACUGCCACUCUAAAACAGCGUAGACUGCGGUGGCUAGGCCACGUUUUACGUAUGGACCCAGACAGACUUCCUCGUGCAGUGAUGCUGAGCGAAAUCGCAUACGCCAAGAGACCAAUCGGACGCCCGUUGCUUCGCUUUAAAGACUCCUGCAAGCGGGACAUGUUGUCCUUUGGCAUCGAUCCAAGCACCUGGGAGGCGGAAGCACUCAAUAGAGCGGACUGGCGCCAUCGUUUGCAGGAUGGCAUGAAGAGACAUGACGAAGUCUGGUUUGAUGACCUGAGGCAGAAAAGACUUCGGAACUCACAGGAACCAUCGACGGAUUCGCGAUUCACCUGCGAUCUCUGUGGCCGGAAGUGCCGUGCUGCCAUUGGACUUUACAGCCAUAGGAAAAGAUGCGCCGUACCUCCGAUCUCUGUCGGCGCACAUACCUCGUAAAAGUCGCUGCAAAAAUCAUCUGUUAACACUUUCGAAACCGGGCUCUACGCGGCGCUACGACAUUUUCGCUACAUACGGGGAAAC
This is a messenger RNA of Leguminivora glycinivorella, 939 nucleotides long. RefSeq lists its product as uncharacterized. Bases 43 to 855 code for a protein of 270 amino acids. The record is from RefSeq and is a predicted model, not a curated record. The transcript has 2 exons. Lineage: Eukaryota; Metazoa; Arthropoda; Insecta; Lepidoptera; Tortricidae.